AUGGCUCCUGUCUGUGUUUAAUUGUGUGCUCGUGUGUGUGUGAACUGUGAACGUGUGUGAGCGGUGCGUGCACGCGCAUCAGUGUGAGCGCAGGUUACUAUAGUGAAUGAAAUUAUACGGUGUCCCAGAUGUAAAAUCGUGCCGAGCGCUUGCGAAGGGUGUCGGAUAGUUAUCACAGGAUGUUCUCGUUUAAUGAUUUAUGGCACCGGCCACCACCGAACACAAAGUGCCCCAAUGUUUGUGGAGACCAAGCGGGCUGGAAGAAUAAUCCCCAGUGGCCAAGUGACCCAGUUCUACCGCGCACUCUGGACUACACUCUGGAGUUUGCGCGCAUGGCAUUUUAAUAAUUGAAACGAGGGAGCAGGGGGGCUUUAUUGUGGUAGAGACAAUAACAGAUAUAAUAUUAACGAAGAGUUCCGCUCCACUGGUACUGGCCUGUGUGUGUGUGUGCCACAGUGCAAGUGCGUGCAUUGUGAAUAUCCCAUGUAGGGUAUUCGUGUCCCACUGAGCCUGUAGGGUGUGUCUGUCCGUGUGAUAUGUGCAUGUGUGUUUGUGUGGUUUCAGAUGGAUGUUUUGUCCUUUUAUGAACGUUUCUAAUUUGUGCAGCUAUAUAUAGAGCUAUGCCAAGUCAUUCAUUACAAGAGAGACAGGGAUUUCCCCGUGUGUUCGUGUAGGUUUUGUGCCAGAGAGAAACUAUCCCAAAAAACAACUAAUUUGCAAUAUUCAGAAGAUUUUUAUUAAUAAUUUCAUUUGGUCGAUCAGUUCUAGAAAAUGCACAGUGAUGAACAAGCAAUUGCAAAGUGUGAUUCUUUAAUCAGUCAACAGAUUCUAGGCUGUCACUAAGGGUCAGUACACAGGAAAGCUUACUCAACCCCUCACAUCCUCAUGUAAAUGCAGAUGCUUCCCAUUUAAGCAAGAACUAAAAAUAUGAAACACUUUGGUCAUAGAUCAGCUCAUGCAGCCACAAAUCGCAGGGCUCACAUAUCUGAUCACAGCUGAAUCUAAUCACAAACAGAACACAUGUUCAGCUGUGUGUCCAAGAGCAAGGUUGACAAACAAUAAAGACAGCUUCUGGUUGUGUUGGAAUGGGAAGUAACAGCAGCCUGUUAAGUGCAGUCUCCCUCAGUUCAGACACCAGAGCAGUAAAUAUGCUGCUAAGCAGGUAUUUUACAAAAUGUUUUAUGUUAACGUGCCUGAACAGAGUCCUCUGUGCUGCUCCCUAAAAGAUCAUAAAGCCCUGUAUGCCCGCAUGACUUGAACUGAGGUUUUGGUUACAGGAAAAAAAACUGUCUGUGAGUGGACAUGAAACAAAAGGGAGGAAGGAACACAGGCAGGAUUUCAUAUCACAUAAACAAUGGAGGUUAAUUUGUCCAGUAACUCUCUCACUCUUGCCACUCCCUAACCAUCUAAUCAGGUGAUCGCAUGAAGGCGUGGCAUUGAAAACGCUUUCCUUUUCCACCACCUUUUCCUUCUUCUUCCUUAUUGGAAGAAAUCAGUUGUUGAACUCUCGUAGCAGUGGAUUGCACAAACUGAAUCAACAUGGUUGUCCUUGGGGGAAUCAAGUGUGUGAAAUAUCUCAUGUUUGUCUUCAACUUUUUCUUCUGGCUUGCAGGCACUGCUGUGUUUGCUAUAGGCCUGUGGCUCAGGUUAGACCAAAAAACCAAAGGCCUAUUCGAAGGGCCAGACUCUCCACAUCUGUUUUAUACAGGUGUAUAUAUCCUGAUAGGAGCCGGAGCACUAAUGAUGGUGGUGGGUUUUCUGGGAUGUUGUGGAGCCAUCCAGGAGUCGCCCUGUAUGCUGGGACUGUUCUUCUUCUUCCUGCUUAUCAUAUUUGCCGUUGAAGUAGCAGCUGGAAUCUGGGGAUUUUCCAAUCAAAGCAAGGUGGUGAAUGACAUUACCAACUUCUAUGCACAGACGUACAACAACUACAAGGAAACAGGAGAUGAACGCCUACAAGAGACACUGCGGCUGAUUCACACCGAGCUGAACUGUUGUGGUCCAAAGGGUAUGAGCGAAGAAACUUCCAAAGAGAUUUGUCCCCGAGGAGAACUACUUGAGGAGUUACUUGUUAAGAGCUGUCCUGAUGCCAUUGAUGAGGUGUUUGACUCCAAGUUGCACAUCAUAGGCGGUGUGGGCAUCGGCAUUGGCGUUGUUAUGGUGUUUGGGAUGAUCUUUAGCAUGCUCCUGUGCUGCGCCAUCAGGAAGUCUCGGGAGGUGGUGUGACACCCACCUAAAGUCCUUGUUAAUGUUGCAUGAUGUCAUUCCUGGAGUCGCAUGACUCUCCACUGCCAAUAGAAACACUGCUUGUUCAAAGGGGGAUAACUUAAGCAAAGCUGGGUGCAGAUAUUUCUGAUUUCAUACUACAUCAGUUCUAACUGUGCUGCUGUCACUUAUGCCCACCUUCCUGGACUAGAUAGAUGCGAUGUGGUUGUUAGGCCCAACUAUAGAAUGGGUGUCAUCUGUGCUUCAGUGGCAAUGUAGUUCAGAAAUGUGUAAUUUUGUGGCAAUUUGACUGAAAUUAGUGUUUGUGAACUGCUAAUUAUCUAAACAAAAGAUCAUACUAUUGUAUAUUGAUCACAUUUCUAUUGCUAUCACUUGGGGUCACCUACCGACAAGAACAGUCAUAGUCCAGGGCUGAAAAAAAGGCCAACACCACCACUUCAGCACAAAUCAGCAGUAGCCAAUGAAUACAGUUCCUUUUUCUUACAACACAGAAGUAAAAUCAUGGUGACUAGUAGCCAACUGAAUGCCGAGCUGUAAACUAUGACUGUGGUUUUACCCAGCUUGGUAUUAGCGUAGCAUUUAGAUUCCUUCAAUGUAAAGUUGUUUCAUUUCUUUCUAUAACCAUCUCCUAAUUUGCCCUUGUUUAAAACGCCUUUUGAUUUUUUUUGUAAAUGUCUUCUUUUUUAUUCGUAAGAUUUCUAAUGUUAGCUGUUUAUAUGGUACAUGCAGUUUGACAAUGUAUUUUAUAAUGUCCUGUUCAUUUUACAGAGAUUGGAUUGAUUUACACCAUAUGCACUGUUUCACAGAGACAAUAAUUAUAUGAGAGCCAAAUAAAGUAAAAUAUACUCA
This is a messenger RNA of Acanthochromis polyacanthus (spiny chromis), 3072 nucleotides long. It is a transcript of the gene cd9a, whose product is annotated as CD9 molecule a. The record is from RefSeq and is a predicted model, not a curated record. Lineage: Eukaryota; Metazoa; Chordata; Actinopteri; Pomacentridae. The coding region runs from base 1540 to 2223 and encodes 227 amino acids. Gene Ontology annotation, cellular component: membrane. The transcript has 8 exons.